AUGGCACAGACACCCGCGGCUUCGGCUGCUCUCGACCUUGCCACAGAUGCGCAUGUCAAGUACAUCCAAAGCUUGGACACGCGGAAAGAUGAGUAUGACUACUGGUUGACCGAACAUCUCCGGCUCAAUGGGCUAUACUGGGGCCUGACGGCCCUUCACAUCAUGGGCCGGCCUGACGCCUUGCCCAGAGAUGAGACGAUUGACUUUGUGCUCUCAUGUCAGCACGAGAACGGAGGCUUUGGAGCUGCACCGGGCCACGAUGCCCACAUGCUCUACACUGUGAGUGCGGUGCAGAUUCUGGCCAUGAUCGACGCAUUUGACGAGCUCGAGGCGAGGGGCCGGGGUAAGGCGCAGGUGGGAAAGUUCAUCGCGGGUCUCCAGAACCGAGAGACCGGGACAUUUGCUGGUGAUGAAUGGGGUGAAGAGGAUACGCGCUUUCUCUACGGCGCUUUCAAUGCUCUAUCCCUCCUGGGCCUGCUUUCACUUGUCGAUGUGGACAAGGCGAUCGAGCAUGUUGUCGCGUGCGGCAACUUUGACGGCGGGUACGGCGUCAGCCCGGGCGCCGAGUCGCACUCGGGCCAGAUCUUCACUUGCGUUGCGACGCUGGCCAUAGCGGAUAAGCUUGACCUUAUCGACAAGGACCGACUAGCACGAUGGCUCAGCGAGCGGCAAGUGGCGGGCGGGGGCCUGAAUGGCCGCCCCGAGAAGAAAGAAGACGUAUGUUACAGCUGGUGGGUACUGAGCCCGCUCGCAAUCAUCGGUCGUCUUCACUGGAUCGACCGUGAGCAGCUUAUCGGCUUCAUCUUGACCUGCCAAGAUCCAGAACUCGGCGGCUUCGGUGACAGGCCGGGCAACAUGGUUGAUGUGUGGCACACUGUCUACAGCAUUGCAGGGCUGAGCCUGCUGGAAUACCCGGGCCUUGAGGCCAUCCACCCGGCCUACUGCAUGCCCAGGAGCACCAUAGAGCGGGUGAUCGGCAAUAAAUGA
This is a messenger RNA of Thyridium curvatum, 987 nucleotides long. RefSeq lists its product as uncharacterized. Gene Ontology annotation, cellular component: Rab-protein geranylgeranyltransferase complex. The transcript is spliced from 2 exons. Gene Ontology annotation, molecular function: Rab geranylgeranyltransferase activity. Bases 1 to 987 code for a protein of 328 amino acids. Lineage: Eukaryota; Fungi; Ascomycota; Sordariomycetes; Thyridiales; Thyridiaceae. The record is from RefSeq and is a predicted model, not a curated record. Gene Ontology annotation, biological process: protein geranylgeranylation.